CAGGUAGGCACUGGCGUUAACAGUGGCUUUCUAGUCUACCUACUCUGGUGGAAGACUGAGCUUCUGAAAGUGAGUGAUUUCUUCAACUUGAAUCUUACUAAUUGGAAUUCUCCUUUUCAAAUUAAAGGUAUGUCUGCGACUUUUGACCUCCGGAAAAUACUACUUAUCGUUAGUGGUGGGACCAUGGUGGCCAUACUCGUGCUAACAGUUGUUGUCAUCUAUCUUUACAUCAAACUGUCCAAGGCAAUGAAGGCUUCAAAGGAAUGUGAUCCUGAGGCUAACUCAGCCACCAACACCAAGGACAAGGUCAUCUUGGCUGAAACCGCUGCCGUGGACUCUUGUCCCACCUCUGAACUUUGUGAUGAAUGCAAAAUGUAUGCAGAUUAUGAUGCCCUGCCACCUUGCUUUUGUGACAAAAAUGAAGUACCCUGAUGUGGCCAUGGGGGACACAGAAAUAAAUCUUCAUGAGGACUAUUUCUCUUAAAAUUCUGUUAUUCAAAUUGAGUUCCAUAACGUUACUCUAUACUAUAUU
Molecule: messenger RNA, 532 nt
Organism: Heterocephalus glaber (naked mole-rat)
Lineage: Eukaryota; Metazoa; Chordata; Mammalia; Rodentia; Bathyergidae
Product: protein FAM24A
Source: RefSeq, a predicted model, not a curated record